Messenger RNA from Miniopterus natalensis, 952 nucleotides. RefSeq names its product calcium homeostasis modulator 3 (gene CALHM3). The record is from RefSeq and is a predicted model, not a curated record. NCBI's taxonomy places the organism in Eukaryota, Metazoa, Chordata, Mammalia, Chiroptera, Miniopteridae. Gene Ontology annotation, cellular component: plasma membrane. Gene Ontology annotation, molecular function: monoatomic cation channel activity.
CCUCCUCUUUGUCCCCCAGGUUCUUGGAAGGGAAGAACCUCCUGGGGGCCAGACUCGCCCCCAGCAUUGACCAGGAAGGCAGCCGAAGCCUCACUGUCCCCCACCCACGCCGCCCGGCCACCGGACAGGAGCCAUGGAUAAGUUCCGCAUGCUCUUCCAGCACUUCCAGUCCAGCUCGGAGUCGGUGAUGAAUGGCAUCUGCCUGCUGCUGGCCGUGGUCACUGUCAAGCUGUACUCCUCCUUCGACUUCCACUGCCCCUGCCUGGUGCGCUACAACACCGUCUACGGCCUGGGCCUGCUGUUCACUCCCCCGCUGGUCAUCUUCCUCUGCGGCCUCCUGGCCAGCCGGCACUCCGCGGUGAUGGUCGAGGAGUGGCGCCGGCCCGCAGGGCGCCGCCAGAAGGACCCAGGCGUCAUCAGGUAUAUGUGCUCCUCUGUGCUGCAGAGAGCGCUGGCCGCCCCCCUUCUCUGGAUCCUGCUGGCCCUCCUUGAUGGGAAGUGCUUCGUGUGUGCCUUCAGCAGCUCCGUGGACCCUGAGAAGUUUCUGGACUUUGCCAACAUGACCCCCAGCCAGGUUCAGCUCUUCCUGGCCAAGGUGCCCUGCAAGGAGGAUGAGCUGGUCAGGGACAGCCCUGCUCGAAAGGCAGUGUCUCGCUACCUGCGGUGCCUGUCACAGGCCAUUGGCUGGAGUGUCACCCUGCUGCUGAUCGUCCUGGCCGUCCUGGUCCGCUGCCUGAGGCCCUGCUUUGACCAGACAGUCUUCCUGCAGCGCAGAUACUGGAGCAACUACGUGGACCUGGAGCAGAAGCUCUUCGACGAGACGUGCUGCGAGCACGCGCGGGACUUCGCGCACCGCUGCGUGCUGCACUUCUUCGCCAGCAUGCGGAGCGAAAUGCAGGCGCGGGGGCUGCGGCGGGACGCUGCCUCCUUCCUCAGGCAUUUCCAGGGCUAG